CACAGGGACUUCCGCAGACGGACUGGCUUUUGUUGUGUAGUGACUGAAAGGGCGUGCGUUCAUGCACGAGCUCUUCAAUUCGCACUCGUCAGGGAAAAAGGGAGUGUCGGUGCAUUAAGCAACACGAACCAUCCAUAAAGAGUCAAACAUCAGAGUUGCUUUGGACAUCCCUGACCUUCUACAUUGGUAGAGGUUGCAAUUCCAUACAAUGAGUUGUGCGAAUCAAGGCGAUGCUGCAAAGUUUCUCGAGAGUUUUCUGGUGGAGUUUCCAAACCCACUUGGCACAGAAGACCUGCUUCCCGUCAGUCCACUCAGCCGCAAAGUCUCUCUGCAGGAGGUGAAGGGAGAGAGUCUGGAUCUCGGGCUCCGCCUGCUCUCAGACAGAAAUGCCCCAGUCUGGCUGGGUGCAGCGAUGUGCAAUGCUGCUGUCACUGAAUUGCUUAAAGAUGACCUUUCACCUCACUACUGCCCCAAAGAUAUUGAACAGCAACCGGAGGAUGAACAGGGAGUUGUUUUGUUGCAGUCGGAGCCCCUACAGCGCCUCUUUAUAAAUAAAUUGAGAGAGGUGUGUGUGGCCUGGCAGAAACAGCUGCCCAGUCCCGGUUCUUCCUCUUCACUGACACACAGCUGCUCUGUUCACGCCAUUCGAAACACUCGCAGGAAGAUGGAGGAUCGUCACAUGAUCUUGAAAGAGUUUAACCAGCUUCUGGGAUUGAAGGAUGGUGUAGAUCGAGAGUAUUACGCAGUGUUUGAUGGACAUGGAGGAGUGGAUGCUGCCACAUAUGCUGCCACUCACCUGCAUAUCAUACUGAGCCAGCAGGAGGCGCUAAAAAGCGAUGCUGCCACAGCUUUCAAAAGCAGCUUCAAACAAACAGAUGACAUGUUCAAGAUCAAAGCCAAGAGAGAGCGUCUGCGCAGUGGCAGCACUGGUGUGGCUGUUUUACUGACCUCCAAUCACCUCACUGUCUCCUGGCUGGGCGACUCUCAAGCUAUGCUGGUUCGACAGGGAGAACCAGUGACCCUAAUGGACCCGCACAAACCGGAGAGAGAGGAUGAGAAGAAAAGGAUUGAGGAUCUGGGUGGAUGCAUCGCUUUCAUGGGUUGUUGGCGGGUAAAUGGUACCUACGCCGUUUCCAGAGCAAUAGGUGAUUUUGAUCAGAAGCCGUACGUCUCUAAUGAAGCUGACAGCUCAUCGGUCCAUCUGAACGGGGAUGAAGACUACGUCCUCCUUGCCUGUGACGGCUUCUUUGACGUGGUCCGGCCUGGGGACGUCCCGGGGCUGGUCCUGGAAGCUCUGAGGGAGGGCAAAGGCUCGGGGGAGGACGUGGCCCAAAGUCUGGUGGCCCAGGCCAAAGCUGUUGGAUCCAGUGAUAACAUCACAGUUCUUCUGGUGUUCCUAAAGGAGCCUCAGCAACUUUUGACCCACGAGACGAGCUCGAGAACAGAGGAAGGAGCUACGGCUGCAGCCACGAUCAUCUGAAAAGGGGAAGAAAUUAUACAUGAUAGAAGCUGAUGGUCUUUACACCAUCUCGAAUGAUGUGAGUUGUUGAAUUUGAAAAGCAAGUCCAUUCAUGCAUUCAGAAGAAAGCAUUGAACGUCAGUGAAAGGCGUUUCCUCGUUUGUUUUUUAUUCCCCACCCAAGAAUGUCGGAUCCUUAUUAACUCUCUUUGUUGCUAAGUCUGAACUUGCUUUCAUUUUUGUUUCCAUUUUUUUAACUAUUUGCCUUGUUUUUACCAGCUUAUAUUUACAUUUACUGGUGCGUAAAACCUUUGAGACGUGUUAAGGACAUUUUUCAGUGCGUACUUUGUUCGUUGCACUCCUUAUUUGAUACGACUGUUACAACGGAGAGAAAACUAAUGUGAAUUGUCUUAACAGAUACAGUAUUGCAUUGCGUUUCGGACCACAUUGGCUUCAAUAAUGAAAUAGUCGCCCGUAAGGCCUUCAGCUCUUGUCAGCAGAUGUACUCCAGUGUUGUAGAUGGUUAGUAUUUUUAAAACUGUUAUUUAUUUGAAAAAAUCUAUAUUUAUGGCUGUACUGUACUGUGUAAACACGCUCUUUCAUGUGCCAAAAGUCUGACUUUGCCAAGAUCAUUUCUCGGUUGCUGAACGCUACUGUAGUUUCUUCUAAAUGUACAGUGAACUUUUAUUUAUUCAUAUCAUUUCCUUAUGCGUUUUGUUGCAGUGCCUUCUUUCCCUAAAUAUCAGUGUUAAUACUGGCAUGUGUGUUGUAUUAUCAUAGCCUGGCUUUGCAAACCACACGUCCUGCAUGCCGCAAGUCGUCUCGCAUUACAGACACUCAAUAUUUUGAAAGCCUCGUGAUGAGUAGCUGAUAUAGUAGCACAGUCACUAUAAUGUGAUAAGGCCAAGAAUAUCGCUAACCUAAUGUAAACCAUAUGUGGAAGGUGAAGACAGAGCGAUAUGUUGAUUUGGUCUAUGUAUGGGGGAAAUGUCUUGUUUUUCCCUGGUAGGUUCAGUCCUUUUGCAUUUAAUAUUUGAAUAAAAAAAGACUGCUUUAGAUUACCUUAAAAUGCACAUUAUUCAGCAUAUUUAAAAAUCUCCAAAAUGUCCAGUGGCAUCCUGAAGUCUGAGACCACAAUGAAAAUCUGGGAUUUAAAAUAUUUACACUACUAUUAUUUU
Pimephales promelas (fathead minnow) is the source of this 2636-nucleotide messenger RNA. RefSeq names its product protein phosphatase, Mg2+/Mn2+ dependent, 1F (gene ppm1f). Gene Ontology annotation, molecular function: protein serine/threonine phosphatase activity; cation binding. Lineage: Eukaryota; Metazoa; Chordata; Actinopteri; Cypriniformes; Leuciscidae. The record is from RefSeq and is a predicted model, not a curated record. Gene Ontology annotation, biological process: negative regulation of protein kinase activity; protein dephosphorylation. Gene Ontology annotation, cellular component: nucleus; cytosol.